GAUUGUCCAUCGGUCAGUAGCCAGCACAUAAUUUCAUUAUACGACAUUACGAUUUAUAUGUUUGACAAUAAAAGACUAUAAUUUACGUUUGCGUUAUUAUUCACAUUAAUGAUACACAACAAAUUGGCGACGAAGAUAAUUCAAAUCGUUUGAUCGUAAUCACUAUUGCUUAAAAAAAAAAAGAAAUAAAGAAAUGACAACUCCGAAGACUGAUUCCAUAAUGAACUUCAGUCAAGUUAUUGGGUCACCAGGAACUUUUGAAACAGGUAUGGACAUAACAAUUUUCGAGUCAAAAUUAACAAAUUUUUUUAUGGCAAAUUCGAUUGAAAACAAGAUUCAAAAAAGAGCAAUUUUACUAUCGUCAGUGAGUGAAGAAAUACAUAAAGUGCUUUUCAGUUUAUGUGUUCCUAGCACGCCUAACGAUGUGGAGUAUGAUACUCUAAUAAAAAGUUUGAAUAAAUAUUUCAAACCGGUAAAAUCGUACUUUGCGGCUAGGUAUACAUUUUAUCAAGCUAGACAAAGACAAGAUGAAUCAGUGUGCCAAUGGGGUGCACGUGUCAAAAAUCUUGCUUCAAAAUGUGGCUUUUCAUCGGAAUUAACAACGGUUAUUCGAGACAUAUUUGUUGUCGGCAUGGGUUCAGGACCAAUACAAGAUCGUCUGUUAGAAGAAGAUGCUGCAAAUGUUGGAGUUACAUAUUCAAAACUAAUGGAAAUUGCGACAGCCAAAGAAGCUGCAAUCAACGACAAAAGCAGCUGGAACAAAGAAGAACGCGUAGAUUUGAAGUACCAGAAAAAAAGCAAUGGACAUAGUCAAGCCAAGCAGGGGUUUCAUUCAAAAAUCAAAUGCGGGGUUUGUGGCCGUUCCAAUCACCUUCAAAAAGACUGCAGAUACAAGGACUACGAAUGCAACAAUUGCGGUGAAAAGGGUCAUUUGUCAACUGUAUGUAAAAAGGGUAAGAAAGAAAUGAAUAAUAAUAAAAAGACACAAAAUAAAUUUUUAUACGAUAACGACGAUGAUGACGAAACAGUUAAUUAUGAUCUUGCGAAUACUUUUUUUUCUAUUGUUGAUCAAAAUUCUCAAAAAAAGGCGGUGAAACCGUUUACAGUAAAUUUAAUCGUAGAAAACAACAACGUUAACUUCGAAAUUGACACUGGUUCACAACACAGCGUAAUUUCAAAAAGAUUAUAUCAUCAACUGUUUAGUCAUAUCAUAUUAAAAAAAAAUGAUAUCUCGCUCUCCGAUUACGUCGGCAACGAAAUUAAACCGAUUGGAAAAACAUUUGUAAACGCGGCAUAUCAAAAUAAAAAAUUUACAAUGUGUCUUUAUGUAAUCGACAAUGGUGGUCCUCCACUAAUAGGUCGAAAUGAUAUAAAAAAUAUAAAAUGUUUUACUUUGUUUAAUAUUGAAAAUUACGAAAAUGUCGAUAGUAUUAUAAGCAAAUUUAACAGUGUGUUUAAAGAUGAAAUAGGUACUUUUAACAAAUACGAAAUUUCCCUAAAUAUCAAACCUGGGGCGGUACCUAAAUUUUACAAACCUAGGUCUAUUCCGUUAGCAUUAAAACCAAAGGUUGAAACCGAAAUUGAGCGUUUAAUUAAAAGCAAUAUUUUAGUUCCCGUCGACCACAGUGAAUGGGCAACUCCAAUAGUACCAAUAUUAAAACCGGACGGCACGGUUAGAAUUUGCGGUGAUUUUAAAAUAACAAUUAAUCCGGUAUUAGAAGGGACCGAAUACCCUCUUCCAAAAAUAGAACAUUUAUUUGCAAAUGUUAGUGGUUCAAAAUAUUUUUCAAAAAUAGAUUUAAAAGACGCAUACCAACAAAUGGUCAUUAAAGAAUCUGAUCGCAAAUAUACCACUAUUAAUACACACAAAGGUUUAUUUAGCUAUACCCGUAACCCUUUCGGUAUAAAAUCAUCGGCAGGGGAGUUCCAAAAAGCUAUGGAAACUUGCGCAGCAGGACUUGAGGGCAUAGGUAUAUUCCAAGAUGAUAUAAUUGUUGCAGGAUCUACUAUCACAGAGCACAAUGCUCGUCUGGAAAAAUUACUAAAUGUAUUGUCUAAUACAGGUUUAAGAGUUAAGUUGAAUAAGUGCAAAUUUAUGCAAAAAUCAAUUGAAUAUUUGGGUCACAGGUUAGAUGAAAAUGGUCUACACACACUAACAAAACACACAGAUGUUAUAAGCAAUGCAACUGUCCCAGAAAAUAAAACAUUGCUAAAAUCAUUUUUAGGUUUAGUCACGUAUUAUAUAAAAUUUAUACCAAACGCUGCAAAUAUUUUAAAACCACUGUACGUACUUUUACGUAACGGCAGUGAAUGGAAUUGGACACCAGAAUGUGACAAAGCAUUCAAUAGAGUUAAACAAAUUUUAAUUUCGAAACCCGUAUUAGCACAUUACGAUCAUAAUAUUCCGAUUAAACUCGUAGUAGACUCAUCAUCAUAUGCACUAGGCGCAGUACUUUCGCAUGUAUAUCCAGAUCGUACAGAAAAACCUAUAGCCUAUGCCUCAAGGGUUUUAUCUGAGUCAGAAUGUAAAUUUCCACAAAUUGAAAAAGAAGCUUUGGCAAUUAUUUACGGUGUUACAAAAUUCUACGACUAUCUAUAUGGUAGGCAUUUUCUAUUAGAAACCGACCAUAAACCGUUAAUAUACAUUUUCGGUGAUAAGAAAGGUAUCCCAAUUUACGCGGCAAAUCGGUUACAACGAUGGGCCUAUGUUCUAUCAUCAUUUGAUUUCGAUAUAAAAUAUGUGAAAUCCGAAGAUAAUACAGCUGAUUUUCUAUCACGAAUAAAAGGUUCAAAAUCAAAAAUAGAAAAUCAAAAUGAAGGAUGUAUUAAUCUUAACUUUAUUCACGAACAAUCACCUUUCACAUUAGACUGGUCUAAAAUAAAAAUCGAAACAAGUAGAGACACAAUUCUCGCCAAAGUAUUAAACGCAGUCAAAACAGGAGAAUGGAAUAGUGAUUUUUCUAAUAAUCUAGAACUUAAGUCGUACAAUAUACGAAAAACUCAAAUUUCGGUGGAACAGGGAUGCCUAUUAUGGGGUUACCGUGUUAUUAUACCAGCAAAAUUUCGAAACAAUAUUCUAAGCGAACUUCAUUCAUGUCACAUGGGUUCUUCCAGUAUGAAAAGUUUAGCGAGAUCAUACUUUUGGUGGCCAGGAAUGGAUAAAGAAAUUGAAAAUAUUUCGCAAAAUUGCGACAAUUGUCUUAGUGUUAGGCAAAAUCCACCAAAAUCUAUUAUAUCACCUUGGAAAUGGCCAGAAAAACCGUGGACUAGAGUGCAUUGCGAUUUUCUUGGACCAUUUCAAAAUAAAUAUUUUUUUGUCAUUGUUGACGCAACCACAAAAUGGUUAGAAGUAUUUCAAGUAAAUUCUAUGACAGCAGAAACUGUUAUUCAAAAAUUUUCAGAAACCAUAGCACGAUUUGGCAUUCCAAAAACAAUUACAUCAGACGGCGCAAAAUGUUUCACAGGUUUUGAAUUUCAAGCAUAUUGCAAAAAUCUAGGCAUAAGGCAUAUGACAGGUGCACCUUUCCACCCGGAAUCGAACGGUUGUGCUGAAUCAGCAGUCAAAACAAUAAAAAAUUUCUUUAAAAAAUGCUCAACUAAACAAUCCCAAUUAAAUAAAUUUCUUUUGAUGUAUCGUAAUACUCCUCAUUCAACCACACGAGAAACGCCAGCUCAGCUAAUGCUAGGUCGAACAACACGUUCACAGUUUGACGCGUUAAUUCCGAGUACAAGUGAAGUGGUUAUUGAACGACAAAUAUCACAAAUAAACAAUGGCGGUAAUAGGGCUGUAUCAUUUAAUAUAGGCGAUAAUGUUUUAGCUAGAGAUUAUAGGAACAAUAACAAUAAAUGGCAAAAGGGUAAAAUUAUCAAAUGCAUAAGUUACAAUACACAUGAUGUAGAACUGGAUGACGGAACUAUUUGGACAAGGCACAAUGAUCAAUUACUGAUAGACAAAUCGUUGACACCUUCGGGUAAUUCUGUUUCACUUACACCCACUAAACAAACAAAUGAAAAUUCGGAAAAUACUGAACCAGCAGGUGAAAAUAAAAAUCCUGAUCCCAUUAUAGUGAAUAAAACACCCAGGCCAGUUAGAUCUAGAAAACCGCCUCAGCGAUACUCUCCAAGUGAUUAUGAUUAAUGUAAUAAAAAAAAAAAAUAUACACCAACAUAGCAAUUAAGUACUACACUAUAUAAUACAAAUAUAUAUAUAUAUAUUUUUUUUUUUUUCCUUUUUUUUUAAAGGAAAGAUAUGUUGCAUAUUCAGCAUUUAUAUAAUAUAAGAAACGUAGUGUUUAACCAUUAAUAAUAAUAAGUAUCAUAUUACGAUCGGUGGGGAUUGUCCAUCGGUCAGUAGCCAGCACAUAAUUUCAUUAUACGACAUUACGAUUUAUAUGUUUGACAAUAAAAGACUAUAAUUUA
Molecule: messenger RNA, 4419 nt
Organism: Myzus persicae (green peach aphid)
Lineage: Eukaryota; Metazoa; Arthropoda; Insecta; Hemiptera; Aphididae
Exons: 1
Coding region: 194-4138 (1314 amino acids)
Biological process (GO): DNA integration
Molecular function (GO): nucleic acid binding; zinc ion binding
Source: RefSeq, a predicted model, not a curated record